GAUUGGGGCGAGGCUCUAGGCGAAUUGACCGUCGCUCUUUGACCUCCCGGAGGUCGGGGUCGCACUAAGGCGCCUAAUAAACCUGGGCUGUUUUGGAGGAUUUAGUGGGACCCUCUGACAUCGCGGGGUGGGCAGCGGUUGGCUGUACCUCGGGUCUUUACCUGGUACCAAGUGUGUUGGGCGGGAUUCCGAGACCCUUCAGAAACUCUGCCUGGGCCUGAAGGUCAUGGAUGGCACAGAGCUGCCAGGAGUGUUGGUGUUUGCACUUGAUGGACCCCAUGGCAUAUGCAAGGAUCACAUUGGAGACCUGCAGAAACACUUCAGUCUAAUCACCAUGAAAGAGUUUGUGGAAAAUAGAGCACAAUUCUGCCAGAAGAUCCAAGCUGUGUACAUCUGGGGUGGGAAGCCGGCCAUUGACAGGGAGCUCCUGUGGAGCCUGCCUUCCCUGAAGAUCAUUGCCAAUGGAGGGGUUGGCGUGAACCACCUGGACCUGCCACUUAUUGCUAGCCUCGGUGUGAAGGUGGCCAACACACCAAAAGCUGUCUCUGACCCCACAGCAGACCUGGGGAUGGCCUUACUGCUAGCUGCAGCCCGCAGGGUCCUUGAAGGCUGUCAUCUGGCUGCUGCACCAGGUACAAAGGAGUUCUGUGUGAACUGGAUGGGCCAGGAGGUGACAGGGGCAACACUGGGGAUCAUUGGCAUGGGCAGUAUUGGCUACAAGAUCGCUCAAAGGGCCAGAGCGUUUGACAUGAAGAUUUUGUACCACAAUAGGAACCGCAGGAAAUUGGAGGAGGAGAAAGUCAUUGGGGCCACUUACUGCAAGAGGCUGGAUGAUCUGCUGCAGCAGUCAGACUUUGUGAUGCUGACUCUGAGCCUUACACCCCAGACCCACAGACUGAUCGGGUGCCGGGAGCUGAGGCUGAUGAAACCCACUGCCAUUCUCAUCAACGUAGGCAGAGGUCUGCUGGUGGAUCAGGAUGCCCUGGUGGAAGCUCUUCAGACUGGGGUCAUUUGUGCCGCAGCACUGGACGUGACCUACCCAGAGCCCCUGCCCAGCCUGUGGCAACACCUCAAAAAGAAGCUCUUGAUGCCCCAGGCAAUGGCCAUGGAGAAGGAAGCUGCAUGAGAUACCUCCCAUAUCCAGCUGUGACCCUCGGUAUUGCCAAAGGAUAAGUUUGGUCAUUCUCGGUUAGAAAUCUGUGCAGUUUCUAUGUUUCACUUUAGUCUUGUUUUCUGAGGUUCAAUAUCCUCAUACCAUCAACUGUAACCUACAUGAUGCAAUUUCUACCUUUUCCAUUAUCAUCAUCUUCCUAGCACUGUUAGUUUCCAAAGUCCUGUGAAAAUUGCUCCUGAGAACCAAAUGUGAUGCCUGUGUCCUUGGGUUUGCAGGUGUGCAUCAGCAGGACACAUGUUAUCUGAUCCCCUGUUACACCCUUAACUUGUGAAGUUUUUAGUGAGAUAAAACUGAAGUUGUUAUUCCCUCAUUGCUUUUUAAGUAAUGUGUGGAAAUUUAUAGAUAUUUCAUUUGCUUGUGUAUUUUGACCCAAAGAUCAAAAAGCAAUCUCAACAUAAAUUAGGAAGCAUGAGCAUUGUAGACACUUAAUGUCUAACUAACCUGGAAACCUAGAAGUUCCAUGAUCAUUCCUGAUGUUCUACUGAAAUGACCUACUUAUUAGAUUCAAAAAUAAGUCACAGGGCAAAUACCAGGGUUAUUCCCAAAAUUUCAUUUAACACAAGUGGUACAUUCCCUGUGUUCUGUACAAAGCAGCUAUCUGGCCUGUUACUAAAUAAGUAAUUUAAUCUUUUACUGUCUCUUUGAUACUAAUCUUUUGAUACAAAUCUUUCAUCUCUGUACUGUCUCUAACAAACUGAGUUUUCAUCUUGGUUUGGGGGAGAAACUUUAUUGCUGCCCACUAUGGGUGUGCUUUACAGAUAAAAAAGAAUAGAAUAUUUUAUAAAGCAAAAUAUUCAGGAUUAUUUAGUGACAUUAAACAUUCUUUGCUUUGCAAAAUAGUUACUACUGGAUUGUUU
This is a messenger RNA of Otolemur garnettii (small-eared galago), 2031 nucleotides long. Its product is annotated as glyoxylate/hydroxypyruvate reductase B-like. Gene Ontology annotation, cellular component: cytosol. NCBI's taxonomy places the organism in Eukaryota, Metazoa, Chordata, Mammalia, Primates, Galagidae. Gene Ontology annotation, molecular function: glyoxylate reductase (NADPH) activity; NAD binding; hydroxypyruvate reductase [NAD(P)H] activity. The record is from RefSeq and is a predicted model, not a curated record. The transcript has 6 exons. The coding region runs from base 227 to 1126 and encodes 299 amino acids.